UAAUAAUCGUCGCCUGAGUAAGAUGUCGCACUUUCCGCCGCACUACAUUCCACCGACGGGUCACGGCACACCCCUACCGCACAACCCACACGAGGGUCCCAUAUCGAGCACAGUGUUUCCUCCGGAUAUGAACCCGAACUAUCCGCAUCAGCCAAUCGGAGUACAUCAUCCACCAGGAGGAGUUCACCCACCGGGACACUAUCCACCACCACAUCUGAUGCCGCCGCCAAUCGAUCCACAACCUCCACACUAUCCACCCGGCCAUUAUCCACCAGGGCACUAUCCACCAGGGCACUACCCACCGCACUAUCCGAUGCCGCACGAUCAAGCUGUUGCUUACGGAGGACCUAAAGCACCAUUCAAGAAAUAGCCCACAUAUGUAAUGAUCUUGUGCUUUAUUAGUGGUUAAGGCUUAUUACAUUAUCCACACAAAAAAAAACAACGUAGUAUAGCUCUGUAGUUCAUAUUUAUGAAAUUAUCCAUGAAAAUAUACAUAAGUUUAUUAAAAGUUGCAAAAUAAAAGUGUACAUGUAGUGUAAGAAACAAAUUGUACAAAUCGGCAAC
Messenger RNA from Armigeres subalbatus, 564 nucleotides. RefSeq lists its product as uncharacterized. The record is from RefSeq and is a predicted model, not a curated record. Bases 23 to 370 code for a protein of 115 amino acids. The transcript has a single exon. Lineage: Eukaryota; Metazoa; Arthropoda; Insecta; Diptera; Culicidae.